AUUCCAGACCUAAUUUGAUGUCAUUUGAAACAAAUUGAUAUCAUUUGCUUAUCUUUAGCCUUUUGGCAAACUUCGAGAGCGUUGUAAGAAUUUCUGGCGCGCACGUUGAAAUCGCCCAACCACCCGUUGCGCAUCCCAGCCACGCACUUUACAGGCCUCGUUUCUGGGUUAACCAAGCACCAUCGCCCAGCCUGAGCCACGCAACACUCUUCCUUCUCUCUAUUAUUUCUUUCUCCUUAUCUCAGAAACAACACUAUUCCCAUAAUCAACACCACACGACUCAUUUAACGAUAUCCGUCACAUGCCACACUCGUUCGAUUGAUAUAUCAAGAAUACUCACGUCGACUGCUUGGUCUUAUUUACGAUUGAGCUCGGCUGGGCUACAGCACCCUUAGCCUAGCUUGCACAUAUCCAUCUCCGACUGAGACCCCUUCAUUCUACUUCAUUCCAUCAUGGCACCCGCUAUCAUCCGCUCAUUGCGAAGUUCGCCUUCACUCACACAGCACGCCCCGCGUGCUGCCGAGGCCUUUUCCACACUCUCGGGACACUUACUUCAGGGCAGCAAAGUGCUGCUAGCUCGAGAUAAUAAGGACGACGACAAGAACGAUAGACAUAAACCAUCGGUCGAGCCCGACUCAGGCUCGUUCGACCCUCACAACAUCAGCAAUGCCGGUUUCUUCUUUCUCUUUGCCUUGAUCGGUGUCGCCUUCGUGUGCACUGGUAUUUGGUUCUUCUUCUGGGCCAAGAACGGUGGCUUCCAAUUCAAGGAAACAGAUUGGGAUGACUACAAAUCUACUGUUCUCCGACGCACUGGACCUAACGGCACUAUUCUCUCCAACGCAACCCGACCAACAAACCUCGGUGGUGGCAGCGUGUACAAGGAUGUGGACGAUGAUAACACAACUGUAGUUACAGAGAGCACAACACUUACGGGUAUCACAGCUGGAGCAAGCGACAUUGGUGCACGUGAGAAGCGACGCCGCAAGCAAGAGAAGCGAGAUCGUGAACGUGCAAAGAAGGGCAAGAAGACUAGCCGUCAUGUUGGCGAAGCGGGCGUUGAAGAUGAAGAGGCCGAACUUGCAGCCAAGAAGGAACUCCGCAGCUAUCGCCAUGAAAGACCUGCCCGCGUCGGUGGACUGAACAAGGAGAGUGAAGGCUCCGAAUGGGACGGCUCUACCAACCCCGGCACAGAAUCCAACGUCUCAACAAACCUUCUCUCUGACCGUCAGACUACUCCCACAACCACACCUACCAAGUCCAAGGGCGGCAUCCGCAAGGUCUACUCCACCGCUGAUCGUCGCGAGAACCGUGAGGCAGAGCGCAUGCGCGCCGAGGCCCGUCGUCUUCGUGAAGCUGGUCGAGCAGCCCGUCGUGACUUCAGCUACCAGCGUGCCGAGAGCUACACCCGCGCCGAUAGCCAGGUCAGUGAGAGUCUCCUAGAUGGAUCGCAGGUAACUCGUACCACAGACGAUAGUGGCGACCUGGGUACCAAGAGCUAUCACCACCCGAUGCCUGAGCUGAGGGAGCUUGAGAGGGAGACGAGGAGAGGAGUGUUAAGGUUACCGUGAUAAGGGUAUGACGAAAGCCUUGAAUGGGUUUUAAGGUAAAAUGCGACUUUCUUGCUUUGGGUUUUGGGUUGGGUUCACUGCGUGCAUGUAGAUGUAUAACGUUAAUGUAAAUAGGCAUGGUAACAGAUUCUCACGGACAUGAAUUGAUAUGCUGAGAUUGUUAGAAUAUGAGAUAGGCAAUGCAUUGAAUAAACAUGAUGCUCUGACUUGAGAUGAGUAUG
Molecule: messenger RNA, 1789 nt
Organism: Fusarium redolens
Lineage: Eukaryota; Fungi; Ascomycota; Sordariomycetes; Hypocreales; Nectriaceae
Exons: 2
Coding region: 453-1568 (371 amino acids)
Source: RefSeq, a predicted model, not a curated record